UCAGAGAACCAUGGCUCGGACCAAGCAGACCGCCAGGAAGUCCACCGGAGGAAAAGCUCCCAGGAAGCAGCUGGCGACCAAAGCUGCCCGAAAGAGCGCUCCGGCCACCGGCGGAGUGAAGAAGCCUCACCGCUACCGGCCCGGUACCGUGGCUCUGAGGGAGAUCCGCCGCUACCAGAAAUCCACCGAGCUGCUGAUCCGCAAGCUGCCCUUCCAGCGCCUGGUCAGGGAGAUCGCUCAGGACUUCAAGACCGACCUGCGCUUCCAGAGCUCGGCCGUCAUGGCCCUGCAGGAGGCCAGCGAGGCUUACCUGGUCGGCCUGUUCGAGGACACCAACCUGUGCGCCAUCCACGCCAAGAGGGUCACCAUCAUGCCCAAAGACAUCCAGCUGGCCCGCCGCAUCCGCGGAGAGAGGGCUUAAAACUGAUCUGAGACCAGUUUACCCACCGCACAAAGGCUCUUUUCAGAGCCACAGACUCCCUGACAGAGCAAAGCUUCCGGUUCAGCCGACACGUUUAAAUAUUCACUCCUCAUUCCG
Molecule: messenger RNA, 538 nt
Organism: Chelmon rostratus (copperband butterflyfish)
Lineage: Eukaryota; Metazoa; Chordata; Actinopteri; Chaetodontiformes; Chaetodontidae
Product: histone H3
Exons: 1
Coding region: 11-421 (136 amino acids)
Cellular component (GO): nucleosome
Molecular function (GO): protein heterodimerization activity; structural constituent of chromatin; DNA binding
Source: RefSeq, a predicted model, not a curated record